UUCUUAUUAAUCUUGAAUUCGAGAUUCAGAAGAAUGAUAAUGAAUGUUGAAUUUUUUUUUUGUUUAUUAACAACAUAGAUCUCACCAACAUAUUUGAAUCAUUUCUUCCGCAAUUACUUGCCUAUCCAAAUCCGGUGGAUCCGUUAAAUGGUGAUGCUGCAGCUUUGUAUCUUCACAAACCAGAAGAUUAUAAGAAAAAAGUUCGAGAAUAUGUUCAACGUUUUGCUACAGCAGAUAUGGCUGAAAGUUUAUCGGCAGCAAAUGAUGGUCAUUCAUUAUCAAAUAAUAAAACAAAUGAUUUAAAUAAUUCCAAUCAAACAAAUAAAAAUGAAUCAGAUGAUGAAAUAUUAAGUGAUUUUAGUGAAGAUGAAGCUGCAGAUAUGGAUUUAGAAUAA
This is a messenger RNA of Rotaria sordida, 395 nucleotides long. NCBI's taxonomy places the organism in Eukaryota, Metazoa, Rotifera, Eurotatoria, Philodinida, Philodinidae. The record is from the annotation of a GenBank genome assembly.